Messenger RNA from Ipomoea triloba (trilobed morning glory), 826 nucleotides. RefSeq names its product premnaspirodiene oxygenase-like. The transcript is spliced from 2 exons. Lineage: Eukaryota; Viridiplantae; Streptophyta; Magnoliopsida; Solanales; Convolvulaceae. The record is from RefSeq and is a predicted model, not a curated record. The coding region runs from base 20 to 826 and encodes 268 amino acids. Gene Ontology annotation, molecular function: heme binding; oxidoreductase activity, acting on paired donors, with incorporation or reduction of molecular oxygen; monooxygenase activity.
GACCGGAGAAAAGAGAAGGAUGGUGAAAGUUGGGCAAAAGACAGAUGAAAUCAUGGGAGACAUCAUAAAGGAGCACAGAAACAACUUAGGCAGUGGGAAAACGGGUAGUGGAGAAUCAGGUAGUGAGGACAUAGUUGAUGUCCUCAUAAAGCUAAAGGAUAGCGACAGUCUUCCAAUGUCUAUCACAGACGACAACAUCAAAGCUGUUAUUCUCGACUUGUUUGCAGGAGCAGUGGACACAUCAAAGACAACCACCGUGUGCGCAAUGGUGGAAAUGGUGAAGAAUCCGAGGGUGUUGGCGAAAGCACAAGCCCAAGUAAGGGAAGUUUUCAAAGGGAAAGAAAAGGUAGAAGAGAGCGAUAUGGAAAAGCUGUCAUACUUGAAUCUAGUGAUCAAAGAAACUCUGAGGCUUCAUCCCCCAGGUUCUGUGAUAUACAGGGAGAACAACAAAGAAAGUGUGAUUUGUGGAUACACCAUUCCGCCCCGAACAAGAGUUCUUAUCAAUGCCUGGGCCAUCGGCAGGGAUCCCCAGUACUGGGAAGACCCGGAGAGCUUUAAACCAGAGAGAUUCGAAAAUGACCCAAUGGAUUUCACUGGAAAUCAGUUCAAAUAUAUGCCAUUUGGGAGUGGAAGGAGGAUCUGCCCUGGUAUUUCAUUUGGUUUAGCAAAUGUUUGCACUCCUUUGGCACACUUGCUUUACCACUUUGAUUGGGAACUCCCUCAUGGAACCACACCUCAUACCUUGAAGCUCUCAGAGCUGCCUGGAUUAGCCAUAGGAGUAAAGAAUGACAUUUUCUUCAUUGCUGCUCCUCCUCCUGCUGCUUAA